This is a messenger RNA of Morone saxatilis (striped sea-bass), 1183 nucleotides long. RefSeq names its product Rab interacting lysosomal protein-like 2 (gene rilpl2). Gene Ontology annotation, molecular function: protein dimerization activity. Gene Ontology annotation, biological process: cilium assembly. The transcript has 4 exons. The coding region runs from base 201 to 791 and encodes 196 amino acids. Gene Ontology annotation, cellular component: cytoplasm; ciliary basal body. Lineage: Eukaryota; Metazoa; Chordata; Actinopteri; Moronidae. The record is from RefSeq and is a predicted model, not a curated record.
UCACGCCAUUGGCGGAUGAGUGAUGGGGGAAGUGCUGCUCUUCUGGAAGUUAGUUACCUUCUGCCAGUAAAAAAAAAAGUGUUGAACCCAAGAGUGAAAAAGAAAAGACAGCGUUUAUAAGGGUGUUUUAAGUAGCAGCUGCUUGUGGGGGAAACUUUUCAUUCCGGUGUUAUUUAAAAGGGUGUUGCACGGUUCCCGUCAUGGAGUUUGGCGAAGAGUCGUCGCCCGCUUUGGCUUUCGAGAAGGACGCCUUCGAGCUCACGGUUGAAGAUGUGUAUGACAUUUCCUAUGUAAUCGGACGAGAUCUGUUGAAAAUAAGCAGCACGGGCGAAGAAGUGUCGGAUCUGCAGUUCAGAAUAGUCCGUGUUUUGGAGAUGUUCGAGACCCUGGUCAACAAGUACAAUCUGUCCCUGGAGGAGCUGAAAAUGGAGCGGGACAACUUGAAGAGUGAACUGGACCGGAUCAUCCAGGAGAGCUCCUCUGGGCAGGGCACGCAAACAGCAGGACCCAACCAGCUGGUGGUGGACCUGACGGACCCCAACAGACCCCGGUUCACCAUGCAGGAGCUGAAGGAGGUUCUGCAGGAGAGGAACCAGCUGAAGGCUCAGCUCAUGGUGGCUCAGGAGGAGCUCCAGCUGUACAAGAGUGGGAUCCUUCCACAGGCUGAACCAGCCAUGGUGGAAGUGGAUCUGGACACACCAGCAGCUACAGAGCACAGCCCCGCCACAAUAAAUGAUGUAAAAGAGGAAAAGACAACCAUAGGCAAACUGUUUUCAUUCAGGCGAAAAUAAGAACAACCUUUCACAAGAACUGGACAAACAGGAUUUGUCGGCACUAUUUUCUCAGUUAACCACUUUUUUAAUGACUUUUUUACAAUGUGUAUGUGUCAAUCUAACAAGCACUGUUUUAUACUGGAAAUUUUAACCUAAGAUGGUUUAUAAUAAUAGCUGUAGUAGAAAUAUACAGUAUAUAUUACAUGGAAGGUGUGAUGAAGAUAUAAAAAGAAACUGGAAAGUAUUAUGUAACCACUGUUCUUGGGGAUUAUGUUGAAUCCAUUAACUCAGUUAUUUAUAGGCUUGAAAAUGUAAUUUUUUUAAUAAAUCAAAAUUAAGUCCUCAAGGGGCCACAUGUUGGUCCAGUAACAAGUCCAACUUUAAAUAAUAAAAUGUUAUUACAUUUUGAA